UGCGCAUGCGCAGAGUCAACACCCACUGCUGUGGAACCGGAAGUUGUGAGUGAGUCAUCUCGUGUGGAGACGAUCUUUGAGCUCCACCAUCUCUGUGUCUCUGUUGAUCAGCAGCUUUCAGCCAUUCACCUGCUCUUCCUCCUCUUCCUCUCUCUGGACCUAAAACCCUCUCAGCUCCACAUGGGACAACUAGAGGACAACACACCGUGAAGCAUCAUGGGAGGUGGCAGAUGGACGAGCCGGCCGUGGGCCAAUCAGAGGAGGCUGUGACACACACACACACACACACACACACACACACGAUGGAACAAGGCUUCAGCUUAAAUACGCUGAAGAAGCUGGCGGCAGAACCCGACUACACGGACGUGUCGCUGACGGCGGCGGAGCGAGUGCGGGCGCUGGGGAAGAUGGGAUGCAGCGUGGAGAUCAACGAGGACGUUGCACCGAGGCGCUACCUGCGCUCCGGCGUGGAGAUGGAGCGCAUGGCGGCGGUUUACCUGGAGGAGGGAAGCCUGGAGAACGCCUACGUCCUCUACACCAAGUUCAUCACUCUGUUUGUAGAGAAGCUGCCCGGUCACAGAGACUACCAGCACUGCAGCCUCCCGGAGAAACAGCUCAUCAUGAAGAAACUUCAGGAAGUGGCGUUUCCUCGUAAAGACGAGUUGAAGAAACGUCUUCAGGAGAAAUACAGCAGGGAACACAGCGAGUACCUCAGAGCCCAGAGCCAGGCGGCGGCGGCGGUGGUGGACGGGUGUGGCCAGCAGCUGCAGCGGCUCUCCCUAUUGGGCGAGGACAGGAGGCGGUGCCUGUUACUGGAGGAGGAGAGGCAGCGCGUCGCCGCCCUGCGACGCAUGCAGAUCGAAUCAGAACAGUUUCGCUUCUUCGAGGACCAGCUGAGGCGUCAGGAACUGGCCAAUAGGAGAGGAGAGGAGGCGGAGCUAAAGGUGGAGACCAAAGUGCCUGAGGUGACGGACGGCUCCUGUCUGUCUCAGCAGCCAAUCAGAGACAGCGUACGAUCCCAGGGGGCGGAUCCUAACAGGAACAGACCGGCAGCUCCCGUCAGCCAAUCGGCUGCCACGCUGGCUGGAGUACACGAGGGUGGAGGGUCUGAGGCGGGUGGUGAUACCCAGAGAUCUGACCUACCGCUUCCUCCUGCUGGCCGACGCCAACACCGCCAGAGGGAUCGAGACCUGCGGCGUCCUCUGUGGACGACUGAUGCACAACGAGUUCCUGCUGACUCACGUCGUGAUCCCCAAACAGUCGGCCGGUCCGGAUUUCUGCGACAUGGAGAACGUGGAGGAACUGUUCAGUUUCCAGGACCAACAGAACCUGCUGACGCUCGGCUGGAUACAUACUCAUCCCACUCAGACGGCCUUCCUCUCCAGCGUCGACCUCCACACUCACUGUUCCUACCAGCUGAUGCUGCCGGAGGCCGUCGCCAUCGUCUGCGCUCCCAAACACAACGAUACCGGUGUGUUCAGGCUCAGCUGUUCGGGGAUGUCGGAGGUUUCUGGCUGCAGACUCAAAGGUUUCCAUCCUCACUCCAAGGAGCCGCCUCUCUUCAGCGUGUGUAAACAUGUGGUGGUUCGGGACUCAAAGAUCAGCCUGCUGGACCUCAGGUGACCUCAGGUGACCCCAGAUGACCUCCAGUGACCUCAGGUGACCCCAGGUGACCUCCAGUGACCUCUGGAGAUGACCCCAGAUGACCUCCGGUGACCCCAGUAGUUUCCGUCUGUCAUGCUGCGUGUCUCCGACCUCUGGAGAGGAGACGGUGAAUCUCUGAGACUGUCAGACUGUCAGAGACGUUUUCAUUCACCGUUCAGUUUUCUGAAGUUUAUUUGUUGAACUUUGUUGAUUGAAAUGUUUCUGUUCCGGCUCUAUGUUCUGCUGGUUCUGGUUCUGGUUCUGGUUCUGUGUGGAUCAGAAUUUAAAUGAAGAUGAGAUGUGAAGUUAGUGUGACAGAGUGCCUUCUUCUUCUUCUUCUUCUUCAACCAACACGGUGAAGUUAUUCUGCAGCUGCUCAUCACAGACUCCAUGUUGGUGUCAUGAUGGCGCCGCCAGUCUAUCACUAAAUCAACAGAACGGCGCUCUGGUCUCAGUCUGAUGGUCUGAUGCUCUCUCUGGUCUCAGUCUGACGGUCUGAUGCUCUCUCUGGUCUCAGUCUGAUGCUCUCUCUGGUCUCAGUCUGACGGUCUGAUGGCGCUCUCUGGUCUCAGUCUGACGGUCUGACGGCGCUCUCUCUGGUCUCAGUCUGACGGUCUGAUGCUCUCUCUGGUCUCAGUCUGACGGUCUGACGGCGCUCUCUCUGGUCUCAGUCUGACGGUCUGAUGCUCUCUCUGGUGUCAUCAGGUGAAAUAGUGUAUAUGUUGAGGAGCUGCUGCCUCCUCCAGGCAGGAAGAGGAACUACAACACUAAAGGUUCAUUAAAGGAGCAGCUGUUAAUGUUCAGGUGUGUGCGUGCGUGUGUGUGUAUGUGUGUGUGCGCGUGUGUGUGUUUUCAAACCGAAUGCUGCUGUUUCAUAAUAAAACGUCUCCUGCUGCUCCAA
Molecule: messenger RNA, 2545 nt
Organism: Sebastes umbrosus (honeycomb rockfish)
Lineage: Eukaryota; Metazoa; Chordata; Actinopteri; Perciformes; Sebastidae
Gene: stambpl1
Product: STAM binding protein-like 1
Exons: 12
Coding region: 231-1574 (447 amino acids)
Biological process (GO): protein K63-linked deubiquitination
Cellular component (GO): endosome; membrane
Molecular function (GO): protein binding; metal-dependent deubiquitinase activity; K63-linked deubiquitinase activity
Source: RefSeq, a predicted model, not a curated record